AUGAUUAUUAGAACGGCUGCUGGGCUCACAAAAAGAGCUAAAACAGUUGAAUUAGCAGUGGUAAAUGCAGCCAGAGUACUAGUAUUCCCAGUUGCUGUUGUCAACCAGUCCACGGCAAGCUUGAAUAGAAACACCACAAACUUGCUCAAAUUCGACAUACAGGUUGUUGUGAAAGAAAUCACCGGAUUUGAAGAAAGGACAGCGGAGGAGAACAGGCCGCGAGAGAGAAGAUCGGCGAGAAAUAUGGAGGCUCCGCCGUCCGACCAGCACCAGGUUCUCCUCCUAGCAGGCCAGCAGCAGCUCCUAGCAGACCUGGAGGAUCGGGUUGUGGCCGUGGCAGACCUGGAGGAGCGGGCUGUGGACGUGGCAGUGGCAGACCAAGAGGAGCGGGCGGUGGCCGUGGCAAACCAGGAGGAACGGCAAAACCAGGAGGAGCGGGCUGUGGCAGUGGCAGAACGGGGGGAGCGGGCGGUGGCCGUGGCAAACCAGGAGGAACUGCAAAACCGGGAGGAGUGGGCGGUGGCGGUGGACGUGGCAGACUGGGAGGAGCGGGCGGUGACUGUGCCAAACCGGAUGGAGCGGGCUGUAGACGUGGCAGUGGCAGACCAAGAGGAGCGGGCGGUGGCCGUGGCAAACCAGGAGGAAUGGCAAAACCGGGAGGAGCGGGCCGUGGCGGUGGCAGUGGCAGAACGGGGGGAGCGGGCGGUGGCCGUGGCAAACCAGGAGGAAUGGCAAAACCGGGAGGAGCGGGCCGUGGCGGUGGCAGUGGCAGAACGGGGGGAGCGGGCGGUGGCAGUGGCAGAACGGGAGGAACUGUAA
Molecule: messenger RNA, 819 nt
Organism: Cornus florida
Lineage: Eukaryota; Viridiplantae; Streptophyta; Magnoliopsida; Cornales; Cornaceae
Exons: 3
Coding region: 1-819 (272 amino acids)
Source: RefSeq, a predicted model, not a curated record